Molecule: messenger RNA, 1062 nt
Organism: Phytomonas sp. EM1
Lineage: Eukaryota; Euglenozoa; Kinetoplastea; Trypanosomatida; Trypanosomatidae
Source: the annotation of a GenBank genome assembly
AUGGAUGGGGACGAUCUUGUGGAGGGCACCGACUUCUGGGAGCAUCGGUAUUACGUCAGUCCGCAUGCCGUCAUUGAGGGAGCGGUCACCUUCGGUGGGGGCUGCGUGGUUUUGGCGGGUGCCCGCAUCAUCGCCCGCGCCGGUCCCCUCCAAUUUGGCGCCUUCUGCCUUGUGGAGGAGUACGCCGAGGUGGUGUUCGAUCGCGCAGCUGUCGACCCCGAGAGGGAAGGUCGCCACGAGGAGGUUAGAAAAAAGGGAGGAGGCGAAGAAGAAGAAGACGCACCGUCUGGUCUGGCGUCCUGCGGCUGGAGAUCCCAAGAAUGCGAAUCCAACCCGGCGAUGAUCAUCGGGCCCUACAACCACCUGAAGGCGUAUGCGGUGCUGUGGAAUGUCCCCUACGUCGGAUCCGGGAACUGCUUCGAGAGUUUCUCUCGUGUGGAAAGGGCGAAUGUGGAGCCCUGCCCGCACCGCGGCAAGGGGGUAGAAUGGGGAUUGGGGGAUCUUUGCGUGGUGGCGCCCUAUGUGGUGGUCAACGUCGGUGAAUUCGACAAAAUAAACGGGCACGGGGUAGUGGAAUCCGCCCCUGCAGGCGACGCCGCUCGGCGCGACGCACGAUUUCUCGAAGGAAGCGUGGGGCCCUCACGGGUUACCUUUCUACCAUGCCCCGCAUGGGUGGAUGAGAUGCAGGAGAGCCCCUCCCGCCCUCCGGCGGGGAUGCAACACCAUACCAAGGGUUUCAGCGUGGUGCCGCGGCAUGGAACGCGGAGCUCCGCGGAGUUGGCUUUUAUCGCACAAACGCUGAUGCCGCCACGCGGCGUGGAGGGAGUGUGUGGUGGCGAAACGCGCGACUCGUUCGUGGCGCAGCCAUCGAAUCCAAAGCUCAUCACUGAGACCCCAACGCCAAACGAUCGCCUCGACCCUCAGGAUGGAGUACCCCUCAUCAAGGCGGUUCUCGACGGUUACACCGCGGUGUGGGAGCAAGACGAGAUCGAGUCGCUUCGGAAGCUGUGCAAGUAUUACCUCAUCACAUACGGUUGGACAGCGUCUAACAAAAAACGGUAG